Molecule: messenger RNA, 4601 nt
Organism: Clupea harengus (Atlantic herring)
Lineage: Eukaryota; Metazoa; Chordata; Actinopteri; Clupeiformes; Clupeidae
Gene: prpf4bb
Product: pre-mRNA processing factor 4Bb
Biological process (GO): mRNA cis splicing, via spliceosome; peptidyl-threonine phosphorylation; peptidyl-serine phosphorylation
Molecular function (GO): protein serine/threonine kinase activity; ATP binding
Source: RefSeq, a predicted model, not a curated record
GUAGGGGCGACACAUAUAUUACAGACCUUCAAGCAUCGCUAUGAUAUUUCCAUGGGGAACCAUAGAAGAACAAAGAAAAGGCCACUAGUUGAAGAAAAUGGCCGACGUAGAGAUGGAAAUUCAAGACGAGAGGUUGAAUAAUGGGAAAGAGGAUUUGGAAAGCCCUGGAAAGAGUGAGGGUGAGGAUGAGAAUGGUGACAUGUCAGAAGAAGAGGAGGAAGACGAAGGGGUGGCGUCAACAGUAACAGCUGGGGCCGAGGUAAAUGGAGAGAAACCAGAACAGGGGUCCAAGCAUCACAGCAGCAGUGGCAAACACAAGAAGAAAAAACACAAGCACCGCAGCAAGCACAAGAAACACAAGCAUGCCACAGAGGAUGAGAAGGAGAAGAAGCGCAAACACAGGCACAAGCACAAGAAGCAUCGACGCAAAGAUGGCGCCUCACCAUCCCCUACUGCUGCGGCUGCAGGUAAGGCUGAAGGCUCCCCAGGCUCAGUUAACCCCAACAUGGAUGAUCGAGCCCUUCUGGAGGACUUGGAGAAGCAAAGGGCGCUUAUCAAAGCUGAGCUGGACAGCCAGAUGAUGGAGGGAAAAGUGCAGUCGGGGAUGGGGCUCAUUCUGCAGGGCUACAACUCUGGCUCAGAGGAGGAUGCUGGGGGAGGAGAAGGCAGGGCUCGUAAUGGGGAGCAGCGGCACCGGGUCGGCACGGGGAAAGCACCCAAGGACCAGAGCAGCCGCUCUGGAAAAAGCCGAAAGGACCCGAGCGAUGCCGGCAAGGCAGGCUCCAAGCGCCGCAGCCGAAGUAGAUCCAAAGACAGGGGUAACCGGGAUGCCAAAGUUGAAAAGACCACGGCAGUCGUAACCCCAGUGACCAAGGGCACAAGUGGCAGUGAUACGAACAAGGAACGUGGCAAAGAUCUCAGCGGUUCUAAAGACAGGAAGCGCUCACGAAGCCGGGAUCGUCCCAAGAAGUCUCUGUCCCCAGCCGGACGCAGGCGGUCACCCACAGACAAACGAGUGGAAGUGAAAGGCCGCCCAGAGAGGCGAUCAUCUCCCCGGCCAGACGAGAGACGGCACCAGGCUGAACCAAGCAGCAGCAGUCGCAGGUCAAGCUCGCGUGGCCGUAGAAGCCGGUCCAAAGAUGGACGGAUGGGUCCCUCGGAAGCAGAGAAGGAACGAGAGAGGGAGAAAAGGCCCGGCAAGUCCCCGUCCAAAGACGCCUCAUCUGGGAAGGAGAACCGUUCACCGCACCUCAGGCGACCUCAGAGCCCCCCGCGCCACCGCAGCGCUUCUCCACGCCAAAGGGAUCGCCACCCACACCCGCCCCCGCCCCCAUCUGGGUCUGCAGACAGGACCAAGCAGAGCCACUCCCCCCCCAGAACCAGGUCCCCGGCCAGGAGGGGCAGGAGCAAGUCUCCAGAAGCACGCAGGAGGGACUCUUCACCUAUGAGAAAACGGGGUCGUCCAGAUGCUGUCGCAGGUAGAGACCGAUCACGCGACGCCAGUCCUUUUCGACGAAGAGUCAGCCGCUCCCCCUUGAGGCGGAGAUCUCUGUCGCCGCGGCGACAGUCACGCUUUUCUCCCCGCAGACGGAGCAGGUCUCCGAUGAGGCGCGGUGAGCGGGACCGUUUUGGUCGGCCACGACCCUACCGCCGGUCCGGCUCUCGAGAUCGAGACCGGAGGAGACGGAGAAGCAGAGAUGAGGACAAGUUUAAGGGCAGCCUCUCAGAGGGCAUGAAGGCUGUCCAGGACUCCUCAGAAGAAGAAGUGCUGGAGGACUAUGAUGCAGAAGAAGAGGAUGAGGAGGCUUUGAUUGAGCAGAGACGACAACAGCGACUAGCCAUUGUGCAGAAAUACAAGGCAGGGAAUGACGACAGCAACAUGGGCUCCAUGGCGUCCGAGCCCAGCAGUCCCCAGAGCAGCACGCGCAGUCGCUCCCCGUCACCCGACGACAUCCUGGAGCGCGUGGCAGCCGACGUCAAGGAGUACGAGCGGGAGAAUCUCAACACAUUUGAGGCCAGCAUCAAAGCCAAGCACAACCUCAUCGCCCAGGAGAAAGAUGGAUCAAACCCAAAGAAGCCAUCGGCUCCUGACAUGUUUACGGAGUCGGAUGACAUGUUUGCUAUGGACUUUGAUAGCGCACGGAUGAGGGCGGCUGGCAUUGGAAAAGACUUCAAAGAAAACCCCAACCUCAGGGAUAACUGGACAGAUGCCGAAGGCUAUUACCGUGUGAACAUUGGUGAGAUGUUGGAUAAGCGGUACGAUGUCUAUGGCUACACGGGUCAGGGCGUCUUCAGCAACGUGAUCCGCGCCAGGGAUGCAGCCCGCGCUGGCCAGGACGUGGCCAUCAAGAUCAUCCGCAACAAUGAACUCAUGCACAAGACUGGACUGAAGGAGUUGGAAUUCCUGAAGAAGCUGAAUGAUGCUGAUCCUGAUGACAAGUUCCAUUGUCUGCGGCUGUUCCGAAACUUUGAACACAAACUGCAUCUGUGCCUGGUGUUUGAGCCUCUCAGCAUGAACCUCCGUGAGGUGCUCAAGAAGUACGGUAAAGACGUGGGGCUGCACAUCAGGGCUGUGCGCUCCUACAGCCAGCAGCUCUUCCUGGCUCUCAAGCUGCUCAAGCGCUGCAACAUCCUGCAUGCCGACAUCAAACCAGACAACAUUCUGGUGAACGAGUCAAAGACGAUUUUGAAACUCUGCGACUUUGGGUCUGCGUCCCACGUAGCAGACAAUGAUAUCACCCCCUACCUGGUCAGCAGGUUUUACAGAGCCCCUGAGAUCAUCAUUGGGAAGCCAUAUGACUAUGGGAUAGACAUGUGGUCCGUGGGCUGCACUCUCUAUGAGCUCUACACAGGCAAGAUCCUCUUCCCCGGCUCCUCCAACAACCACAUGAUCAAACUGGCCAUGGACGUCAAGGGCAAGAUGCCCAAUAAGAUGAUCCGGAAGGGCCUAUUCAAAGACCAACACUUUGACCAGAACUUGAACUUCUUGUACAUCGAAGUGGAUAAAGUGACCGAGAGGGAGAAGGUGACCGUCAUGAGCACCAUCAACCCCACAAAGGACCUGCUUGCUGACAUGGUUGGGUAUCAGAGGCUCCCAGAGGACAUGAGGAAGAAGGUGCUGAACCUGAAGGACCUGUUGGACGGGACAAUCAUGCUUGACCCCGCCAAACGCGUCACCAUCAACCAGGCCCUCCAGCAUCCCUUCAUCCAGGAGAAGAUCUAAAAUAUUGGUUCCCACCAGACACGGUUCUGCAGGACACCAAUACAGCUAUGUUCCCCUCAUCCUUUAAGCAGUCUCUGACCGGACCAGCAGAAUCAGAAUCAGAACAGACCUGAUCCAUCCACAAACCUUAGUUAGGACCGUUGGGGACCCCUUUAACCUCCCAAGCCUACAGUUCACUGAAUGAGUGUCUGAAUGGUAGAAAACAAUCCAUGAAUCUAUUUGAAUGUUCUGUUUGAUACAUCUGCACCAAGUCCACAUAUUUCGCACUCAGUAGAGAGUAUACGCAUUAUGUCUGGAUGCCGUGACACCAUUUCUCAGAUGCUUCAGAUAUGUGCUGAUCAUUUUCUCGUGUCAUCCAACCAAAAUGGCAAUGACAUGCCAUCAUUUUUUUUAUUUUUAAGGUCUUUACGGUUUUUUGAUUUCAAUUGUGCUAAAGUGAACUUAUUUUUAUUGUAAAUAUGUCAGUGUAGGCUUCCAGUUUUCAGAUCAUUCAGGAAAGUUAUUUGUUCAGUUCACAGCCUUGAUGGUGAGAACACUGUUCUCACGGAACUUUCUAGCGACUGGUAAUUGAAGAACAUAAUUGUUAAAUAGUCUAAAGUGUACAGCUCAGACGAAGCUCAAUGGAAGGCUGUUUAUAUUGUGAUCAUAGGAGGGCCUGUGCUUCAUGAGAAAGACUGACUGGUCUUUAGAGGAUGGCUCGUGUCACUUUUAACAGCACUGAGGUCUUUAAGUGACAAGUGGAAUUUCAGGGAUGUCAUGUGCUCUCACAGGGAAUCUUGAGGAGUCCACGUUGCUUUCCCCUUACUUACAGAUUCCUUUGAUUGUUGAAACUUCAAAAGCUUCGCCGCUUCAGGAGUACCAGAGCAUCAGAUUUGGCCAGUAUGCUUAGAGCGCCCUCCCAAUUGUGUGGAGUGCUUCUGCAUUCUACUCAUUCUACUCUCAUUUUUAUGACCUCCCAGAUCCAUGGAGUUCAGAAUGCACUCUUCUGAGCCCUGCCAAUGACCAACUGCCCAUACUCUUUCUGGUUUCUGGUUCUUCACCCCACCUAUGGGCAUCCUUGUCAAAGUGCCUCCUCCAUGAGUGAUCUGUGUAAAAUGGAAAGCGAUUCAAAUGACACCCCCCCAAGCCCUGGCCCCACCCCACCCCAUCUCAUACUCACGAGCACCAUCGUUUGCAUUACGUGUUGUAUAUAUUCCACAGUUACCACUUUCGUAAUGCAAGACAUCAAUGUUUGUUUCUUAUAAAGGAAUAAAUACCUUUUGUUUCCACUUUGGGGUUGAAACUCAUUAAUUGUGUUGUGAAGGACAUUAAAUGAGAAGAACACGUUGAGUGUACCAUUACUUUUAUUAAUAAAAUGUUUCAUAUCUUUUCCAAAAAA